AUGGAUCCCGUCCCAUAUGUUGACUUUGUCCCAUACGUGCCGCAAAGGUAUCACCGCCGUCAAGAUGACAUUCCGGACGAUUCAGUCAAGGAGUUUGCCCCAUUUCCGCAUCCAGGAUAUCUGUUGGACUUUAGGAGUUUGGAGACGCUACGCAAAUUAAUAUACUCUUCUCUCAACACCGUCGUCCCUUUGAAAGAAGACGUUGCGAACAGACUGCUUCUUAGAAUUGUUGGGACGCCUUUUGAUACGCUGCGUCGGGUCAACCAUAUGGAGAACUUCCGCUGUCUCACUAGAGACUCGAACAACAAGGCCGUCUACGGCCCCUGGGAUAGAAGCAAUGUAGUUGAGAUGGGGGGUCAACAAGGGCCUGGUCGGCGUCGCCAUCCCUUGGUAUAUUGUCAAGAUGCCCACCACUCGCUGGCGGAGGAGGUCCAUGAUUACUGCGAACGCCUGCGCAAUUACCUCGUGGCGGAGGAAUUACAGGGACGUCGAGGAUGGGUGUGGAGCCCUGCUACGAUUGUGAGCCCCUUGGGCGCACCGAUCGUAGUCAAGUACAAGCCCGGCUCUCUAGCGGCGGAGCAGUAUGGGAGUCAACUCGUGCACGUAUUAUGUGUCGUUCCUGAUACCCAAGACGCUAUGCGAUCUCUUAUGGGCAUGGGCCAGCUCAUAGGGUGA
This is a messenger RNA of Heterobasidion irregulare TC 32-1, 675 nucleotides long. RefSeq lists its product as uncharacterized. The transcript is spliced from 7 exons. The record is from RefSeq and is a predicted model, not a curated record. Bases 1 to 675 code for a protein of 224 amino acids. NCBI's taxonomy places the organism in Eukaryota, Fungi, Basidiomycota, Agaricomycetes, Russulales, Bondarzewiaceae.